Angiostrongylus costaricensis is the source of this 561-nucleotide messenger RNA. The record is from the annotation of a GenBank genome assembly. Lineage: Eukaryota; Metazoa; Nematoda; Chromadorea; Rhabditida; Metastrongylidae.
AUGUUAGUACUGCUAAUUGGCGAUCUGCAUAUUCCUCAUCGUGAACACAACCUUUCGGCUAAGUUUCGAAAGCUUCUAGUUCCAAAUAAGAUACAGCAUGUUCUUUGUACCGGAAAUCUGUGCAAUCGCGAAAGUGUCGACUAUCUAAGGACAUUAGCAUCCGAUGUGCAUGUUGUUCGCGGGGAUUUCGAUGAGCAGUCGUUAAAAUAUCCGGAGACAAAAGUCGUCACCAUAGGACAGUUUCGUAUUGGACUUAUACAUGGCCAUCAGAUUAUUCCUUGGGGAGAUGAGGCGAUGUUGGAGCAAAUGGCACGACAACUCGACGUGGAUGUACUCGUUAGUGGACACUCUCAUGAGUGCAGUGUUAAGGAAAAAGACGGACGAUUCUACGUCAAUCCAGGCAGUGCUACUGGCGCUUUCUCAGUUAUAUGUAAAGGUCCCAUAAUCGCCUCGUUCGCUCUGCUGGAUGUCCAAUGUGACAGUGUGGUAACGUAUAUGUAUCGAUUGAUUGAGGAUCAAGUUAAGGUCGAUCGUGUUAUUUUUAAGAAACCACACGAUUGA